GGGAGUUGGACUCUGUGUACAUUGUGCACACUGCGGGACCAACACACAUACUCUGUACAGCUAAAGUAAAGCUGUAGGUUUCGAAUGUGCAUGAAGCCACAGUCAGGAACCAGGUAUCAAGGUACCAGGACGUUUUUGACUGGAUGCAUAGCAUUUGUCUACGCAAGGCAUUACAAACCAUCAGGAAUCCAGCUGCCACCUUAUUGAGAGAACAUAUUAUCUGGCGUUUUGGCAGCGUCCGGUACUUCCCUCAGUGCCCUCUUCCACUGACUCAUCACUGGGGCUGUCGUCCCAGUCAUUCCCACUGCUUCGAUCCCAUCCCGCCGUCUCGGAAGUUUGGCUCGUCCGCAAGGUUUUGCAUUCACCUUUCGUGGCCCCAGAGACUCUCCGAGAGGCCAGACAUGGCGGAGCAGAGGUUCUGUGUGGAGUAUGCCAAACGUGGCACUGCCGGCUGCAAGAAGUGCAAGGACAAGAUCAUGAAGGGGCUGGUGCGCAUCGGCAAGAUCGUGCCCAACCCCUUCAGCGAGUCUGCUGGCGAGAUGAAAGAGUGGUACCACGUCAAGUGCAUCUUCGAGAAGCUAGAGCGAGCGAGGGCCACCACCAAAAAAAUCGAAGACAUCACUGACCUGGAAGGGUGGGAAGAGCUUCAGGAUGAAGACAAAGAUCUUAUCAAUAAACUGGUUUCAGACCUUGCUGCCAAAACCAAUGCGAGCCCAAAGAAGAAAGUGCAAGCGAAGCUGAACACCAGUGGGCAGCUCUCCGGCCCGCCUGCUGACCCGGCCCUCAAUGCGCCUCGGAAGUUCUCAGGCUUCACCGCUACCAAGGCUGGUACUUCUGCCAGUCCGGGGCCAUCUCCAAUGAAACCAAGCCAAGGCAGUGCCCUCUCCACUCAGCUGUGCGACCCCAACCAUAAGGACUGUCUGCUGCGGGAGUUCCGCAAGCUGUGCGCCAUGGUGGCAGAGCACUCCAGCUACAACGCCAAGACUCAGAUCAUACAGACCUUCCUGAAGAAAGGCAGUGGUGGAGAUAAGUUUAAAGGAGACUUGUUCCUCACUGUGAAGCUGCUUCUUCCGGGAGUGGUCAAGAACGUUUACAAUCUAAAUGACAAGCAGAUUGUGAAGUUGUUCAGCCGUAUACUGAACUGCAACCAGGAUGAGAUGGUCCGUGACUUGGAACAGGGGGACGUGUCGGAAACCGUGCGGAUGUUUUUUGAGGACAGUAAGUCCUUCCCGCCUUCAAACAAGAGUCUUCUCACCCUUCAAGAGGUCGACGCCUCACUGACCCGACUGGCUCAACUGACCAAGGAAGAUGACCAGCAGAACGAGCUGCAGGACAUAGCCAAAAAAUGCACGGGAAACGAUCUCAAGUGCAUCAUCAGGCUUGUGAAGCAUGAUUUGAAAAUCAACUCAGGAGCAAAGCACGUGCUGGAUGCUGUGGACCCCAAUGCCUACGACGCCUUCAAAGCCUCGCGUAACCUGGGUGAUGUCAUAGAGCGAGUGCUGCGGAACCAGCAGGAUGCGUCCAAUGGCACGGGGCCCCGCAAGAGCCUGAGUGUGGAGGCCACCCUCAUGACCCCCGUGCAGCCCAUGCUGGCAGAGGCCUGUAAAUCUGUGUCAAUGGCCAUGAAGAAAUGCCCCAACGGGAUGUACUCCGAGAUCAAAUAUGAUGGUGAGCGUGUGCAGGUCCACAAAAAUGGAGAUCACUUCAGCUAUUUCAGCCGCAGUCUCAAACCGGUGCUCCCACACAAGGUGGCACAUUUCAAAGAGUUCAUCCCUCAAGCUUUUGUUGGGGGGGACAGUAUGAUUUUGGAUGCGGAGGUUCUUCUCAUCGAUACCAACACUAGUAAACCCCUGCCCUUUGGAACACUGGGAGUGCACAAGAAAGCUGCCUUCCAAGAUGCUAAGGUGUGCCUGUUUGUCUUCGACUGUAUCUACUUUAAUGGUGUGAGCCUGAUGGAUAAGCCUCUGUGUGAACGAAGAAAGUUUCUCCAUGACAACAUGGUUGAGGUUCCAAACAGGAUACUGUUUUCAGAAAUGAAACAUGUCACUAGAGCUUCAGAUCUGGCGGAGAUGAUCACCCGUGUCAUCAGAGAGGGACUGGAGGGCCUGGUGCUAAAGGACCUCAAGGGUGCCUAUGAGCCUGGGAAACGCCACUGGUUGAAGGUGAAGAAGGAUUACCUGAACGAGGGUGCCAUGGCAGACACAGCUGACCUGGUCGUGUUGGGAGCCUUCUAUGGAAAAGGCUCAAACGGUGGAAUAAUGUCCAGUUUCUUGAUGGGCUGCUAUGACCCUGCAUCAAAGAAGUGGUGCACGGUGACCAAGUGCUCUGGAGGCUAUGACGACGCCACUCUGGCCAGACUUCAGAAGGAGCUGGAUGUGAUUAAGAUCAGCAAGGAUCCAAGCAAAAUCCCUGGCUGGUUGAAAAUCGUUAAGAACUAUUACCCAGAUUUCAUUACCCGGGACCCAGAGCAAGCACCGGUGUGGGAAAUCACUGGAGCUGAGUUUUCCAAGUCGGAGAUGCACACGGCCGACGGAAUCUCCAUCCGCUUCCCGCGCUGCACGCGUAUCCGCGACGAUAAGGACUGGAAGACCGCCACCAACCUUCCUCAGCUGAAGGAACUCUAUCGCAUAUCGAAGGAGCGCUGCGACUUUGAGGUGACGGCGGGUGACGCCAAAGAUAAGGACGACGGAAGCUCCUCUGGCGGGGCCAGUGGUGGCAGCUCUCCGCCCUCCACAUCGCACGCUAAACCCACCCCCAGUAAAGCCCGUGCCAGUGCUGCUCCUCGGGCGAAGCAGGUGAAAUCAGAACCCCCAUCCACUCCGUCUUCACAAUUCUCUCCAGGUGCCAGUGCUGCUCCUCGGGCGAAGCAGGUGAAAUCAGAACCCCCACCCACUCCGUCCCCAGCCAAGAGGAAGAUGCCCGCAGUGGACCACAGCAACGGCAGCAAGAAGAUAAAGACUGAAGUUGUCCAUAGCAACGGGCAAAGCAAAGGGAAGAGCAGCUCCACCAAGGUGAUUGAAGCAGGUCCUGAGAAGACGCUUUUGGACAUUUUCAGUGGCGUGAAGCUCUACCUGCCAAAGGAUAUCCAGGAUUACGACAAACUCCAGCGUUACUUUGUGGCCUACGAUGGAGACUUGGUGCCAGAGUACGACGCUGCCACAGCCACCCACACACUAACCGACCCCGAUGACGACAGUCAGGCUCAGAAGGUCACCUCCGACUGGAUCUGGGCAUGCAUCCGCAAGAGGAGAGUGGUUCCCCCUUGCUGAUUGGUUGGUCGGACCAAUGGAGACAUGAACUGCUUUUCGGAUGAAUAAAAGUGCCCUUCAAUAGUAGUGGUUGCUUCAAGAAACUACUUCCAUCAUAUGAACAAUACUAUCUCUACCAGUACAUCCUGGAUUGUUUUUCAUGAUCAUGUACAAAACUUUUGUCAGUAUUGUAAGCUGCCCCGGUUGGUGGAAUUUUUUUUAAAACACAUAAAAAUGCCUGUUAUUUGGGAUUUGAUACCAUGAAGACAUAAGGAGCAGAGUAGUCUAUCCUUCAAUCUUUAUAUAUUUAUUUUGUUUUUAGGGAUCAGGUGUGCGAUUUUUGCUGUAUUAGCUACAGCAAGAGUAUCAUAAGUAGAUUAUUUUCUGGCAGUAGUUGGUAGUUUUGAGGUAUUACGGUUACAAAAAGAGAUUGUACACUCCUUUAGAAGAUUAAGUGAUAGUAAUUGGGUAGUUUGUCAUGUGUAGUAGUUUUUCUUUGUUAUUCUGUAUGGGUCAAAUUAUAUGAAGAAUGGUAAAUGAAUGAAUGGCAAAUGAUGAAAUAAACCAUUUUGCAAAUGGCUUUGAUCCUG
Sardina pilchardus (European sardine) is the source of this 3838-nucleotide messenger RNA. RefSeq names its product ligase III, DNA, ATP-dependent (gene lig3). The record is from RefSeq and is a predicted model, not a curated record. Gene Ontology annotation, molecular function: DNA binding; ATP binding; zinc ion binding. Gene Ontology annotation, biological process: lagging strand elongation; DNA recombination; DNA biosynthetic process. NCBI's taxonomy places the organism in Eukaryota, Metazoa, Chordata, Actinopteri, Clupeiformes, Clupeidae. The transcript has 21 exons. Bases 144 to 3269 code for a protein of 1041 amino acids. Gene Ontology annotation, cellular component: nucleus; DNA ligase III-XRCC1 complex.